Messenger RNA from Helianthus annuus (common sunflower), 1326 nucleotides. RefSeq lists its product as uncharacterized. Lineage: Eukaryota; Viridiplantae; Streptophyta; Magnoliopsida; Asterales; Asteraceae. The record is from RefSeq and is a predicted model, not a curated record. Bases 1 to 1326 code for a protein of 441 amino acids. The transcript is spliced from 2 exons.
AUGCCAUCCCAUAUCAAAACAUAUGAUGGGACUGAAGAUCCAGAGGAUCACCUCCAGAUCUUUACCGGUGCUGCUAGAAUCGAGAAAUGGUCUAAUGCUGAAUGCUGCCUCAUGUUCAUGAAAACCCUAGUCGAAUCGGCUAGAAUAUGGUUCAAUAACCUACUUACCAAAAGCAUUCGAAACUUCAACGACCUCAGCAAAGGAUUCCUUGCCAACUUCUCCCAACAAAGGUGGUACGUUAAGGAUGCUACGGUGAUCUUCCAGAUAAAGCAAAGUGACGAUGAAAGCCUUCGAGAGUUCAUAGAAAUAUAUAAAAAGGAAGGUCUAACAUAUGUGGGGGCAGAUGAAAAGAUGAGAGUGGUCGGCUUCAUGUACGCCAUCACCUCCAAAUAUCUUACAAGGGAUUUCAACAAGUCCCUACCCAAGACCUUGGAAGAAGCUCUCGAAAGGGCUGAAGCCCACAUCAGGGGAGAGGAGGCUGUAGACAUAAAUGAGCAGAGAAAAAGGGGAUCCAGUUGGCAAGAGGAAGUGAAACAAAGCUUCCAGCCACCUAGACCUCUCCCUAAAAGCAAAAGCAAUGAAAAUUCCACCCAGUUUUGUGAAUUUCAUGAAGAGAAGGGUCACCAUACUAACGAUUGCUUUCAACUCAAAAAGAGGAUUGAGGAAGCCGUCAAGUCCGGAGAGCUUGCCCACAUGGUAAAGGGGGUAAGGGACAAGAUAGCUGAAGGAAAAGGCAAGGAGGUUAACAUGGUGGAUUUCGAUGGAAAGGUUCCCCACAAACGGCAACGGUUGGAAGCUUGGGAGCUUCAGUGUGUCUACUUCCCACCAACAGAAAAGGGCCCACUCUCAAACCCUCUUGUGGUUGAAGCAACUGUGGGUACCCUAAAGACAAGCAGAGCUUACAUAGACACUGGGGCAGCUACUGAAAUUAUGUUCGAAAAGUUCUUCAAUCUUUUAAGCAAUGAUGAACAUUCAAAGCUUCAACUAUCCGAAACCUUUAUAAAAGGUAUUGCCGACAUACCCCUCAAGCCUUUACGGCAACUAACCCUCGAUGUCCGUUUGAGUGAAGGCAUGAUGGAAAGAGUUCAACCUCUCACUUUUGUGGUUAUCAAUAUACCUUCCAACUAUGAUGUCAUCAUAGGAAGGCCAGGGCAGUGUGCAUUCUAUAUGGUUGUUUCGGUUGGUUAUGGCACAGUAAAGUUCCCUACCGAGAGGGGGAUUGCAACCCUUCAACCCACUCAAGAAGCUUACAUGGUUGAAGGAGAAAGUUCAAAGAAUGAAGACGACAAGCAAGGGCUGAUCAUAAACCUAAAAUAUCCUGAGUAA